UUGCAUAAACAUCCUUUACUUGGACAAGGAUCUGGGCUCAAUUUUCUGCUAUCUCUACCUGGAAGGUGAUAUAGAAGCACAUCAUCUCUAGAAUGAAGGGGGGAAGCUUCAAUUCCAGUUUCAGCCCCCCGUUAUUGUGCACCACUGAGACCCGGAGCAGAGCUUUCGCCAAAGUCUUGCUGACCCUGCUGGGCUUCUGUCUCUGCGGAUCUGCUGUGGCUUUCCUGUUUGGCGGUGCCUUUGUGAUCAUUACCUACAAGAGCUACAAAGCCUUCUUUCAGAAUCCCUUCUUCCCUCUGCCAGGCUGUUUGGCUCUCAUGACAGCUUUCCUGCUGUUCCCGACAGGAGCUUUGGCAAUGCUGACUCCUGUAAAGAAUUCUCGUGGCCAUCAGGGAACACUGAUGUACCUGUUAGUGGUCCUCUUCUGCCUGGAAUCCUCCUCCAUCAUGUUGACCCAGCUCUAUUCUACACAGGAAGCUUCUCAUCUGGCCAGUCGCAUGAGCGCUCUAUUUCAUCAGUACAACAGGACGGUUCCAAAUUCCUCCAGCAAUGAGGCUGUGGAUGCCAUCCAGGAGCAGCUGCAGUGCUGUGGGAUCAACAAUUACACAGACUGGUGUGGGCCAGCCCUACCAAACCAUCUCCAAAUGGACCCUCUCUUUGCGCCUAAAAACUGCUGCAAAGAGGCUGCUCUGGAUUGCGCUGACAGUGUUAGCCAACCAGAGCAACUGUUUGAAGAAGGCUGUCUCCCGAAGCUGGAAAAGAGGCUGCGUUUUGUUAGGCGCUACAUGAAUUGGUGUUGUGUUGUGGUAGGCUGCCUGGAGAUGCUGACUGUCAUCAGCGAUGGCAUACUUAUGAAGCAGCAGUCGUUCCAGGAUUUCCGCAUUCUCGAUUCUGCCAAUUUUUCUUAAGCUGGAGAAGUGACAAGGGUUGUCUGAUGUUUUCUAUAUUUCCUGAGGCUAUUAAGGAGUAAUACUGACAAUUAUACUUAAAGCUGGGAUAGCUGUUUUAAAAUCCUGCCUUGUGCUGCUUCUGUGUUCUCAGAGAAUGCAAACUCCUUUGGUAUAUGAUUGUCAGGUCCUUUGGUCUGACUUGUUUUUUGUUUUGUUUUUUAUUUAAAAAAAAAAAGCCCAGACUGAUAAAUAAAUUCUUGCAUCUGAAAAAAAAAAA
Heteronotia binoei (common prickly gecko) is the source of this 1167-nucleotide messenger RNA. Its product is annotated as tetraspanin-3-like. The transcript has a single exon. The record is from RefSeq and is a predicted model, not a curated record. Gene Ontology annotation, cellular component: membrane. The coding region runs from base 93 to 908 and encodes 271 amino acids. NCBI's taxonomy places the organism in Eukaryota, Metazoa, Chordata, Lepidosauria, Squamata, Gekkonidae.